This is a messenger RNA of Triticum turgidum subsp. durum (durum wheat), 468 nucleotides long. NCBI's taxonomy places the organism in Eukaryota, Viridiplantae, Streptophyta, Magnoliopsida, Poales, Poaceae. The record is from the annotation of a GenBank genome assembly.
AUGUUGACUGAAGAACUAAGAGAGAGGCACAUGGGACAUCUCCAAGGUAUGAAGUGGGACGAUGCGUUUGUUCAAAACCCAGGGGCUUUCAAAGGUUUCAAUAUCUUUGAGCCUAAAGGGGGCUUGAAUUUCAACGACAGAGACCAAGAAAUCCCGCACUUCGGGAUCGCUGACAGCCUGAACCAGCUAACCCAGCAGUGUGUCACCUACGUGAACAAAAUCGCCCAGCAACACAUCGGGGAGCGGGUGAUCGUGGUCUCUCACGGCGCGGCGAUAGUGGAGCUCUGCCGGCACACCGAUCCCCCCGGCAGCUCGGUUCACCGGAACUUCCCCAACACCUCGCUCAACGUCUUCCAUGUCUCGGGUGUCACCAGGCAGUGGGCCCUAGCGAGGUUCAGCGACGUCGGCCACCUCGAUGGAAAGGGCGCUCUCGAGGAUGCCUUCGACGGCAACGGGGUGUCUGCCUAA